AUGGCGUCUGCAUCGGCAAAAAGGUGCUUUGCAACAUCCUCUCCAUACGAAGCUAGAAUUGGGUAUUACCGAGCGAUUCGACGUGGUAAUCAAAUCUUCGUAUCCGGAACUACCGCUGUAGAUCCCUGUUCUCCAGCGAGCGCACCACGAAUUCUUCACGCAAAUGAUGCCCGACAACAGACACGUGUUGCAUUAGAAGAAUGUAUCCGAGCUAUCCGUGAGCUUGGGGGUACAGGGCCGGAGGAUAUUGUUCGCGUCAAGAUGUUUGUUAGUCGCCAUGAAAACUGCGAGGGUGUGGGCAUAGGCUUUAGCGAGAUUCUAGGGAAGCAUAACAAAAGUGAGCACGGCUGUGUGGGAGUUGCAGCCACAAUGAUUGUGGUCAACGGGGGGUUCAUCAAUGAGGAGAUGUUAGUUGAGAUUGAAGUAGAUGCUAUUGUCGAGGGUGUUUGA
Messenger RNA from Penicillium paradoxum, 450 nucleotides. Its product is annotated as YjgH family protein. The record is from RefSeq and is a predicted model, not a curated record. The transcript has a single exon. Bases 1 to 450 code for a protein of 149 amino acids. NCBI's taxonomy places the organism in Eukaryota, Fungi, Ascomycota, Eurotiomycetes, Eurotiales, Aspergillaceae.